Messenger RNA from Zea mays, 1210 nucleotides. RefSeq lists its product as uncharacterized. Lineage: Eukaryota; Viridiplantae; Streptophyta; Magnoliopsida; Poales; Poaceae. The transcript is spliced from 5 exons. The record is from RefSeq and is a predicted model, not a curated record. Bases 321 to 722 code for a protein of 133 amino acids.
AGAGUGGCUACCGAUAUUUGAGUACUCUCUCUUCUCGACGCAUCCUCAGCUCAACUACCUUUGCACGCUUUUGCCGGGAAACGGAAGGAACGAGGAGGCGACCACAAGGGUUCCAGAGCGGCGGCGCGUUGCAGCGAUUUGACUGCGACGACGGCACGACCCCAAGCGUCCUCAGCUAACUAUCUUCGACGCACAGUUGCCGGGAGACGGAAGGGGCGAGGAGGUCUGCGGCAAGGUUCCGGCGAUUCAAAGUGACGGCGCAGCCCUAAGCAAUAGCAUCCUCCACGCAUCCUUCAGCCAACUGGCUUCCCUGGAGAAUAAUGGAGCAGCAAGGAAAUGAUGGUGUGAAUUCCUCCCGGUCCUCACCUUUCUUUCACAAUGAUCAGUGGACUUACACGCUAGUCACUGAGCUUGAUCAUCUACAGCAUGGCCAGAACACACAUUUCCAUAACCCAAGUUCAUCACACAUGAGUAUGCCCCCAUCGUUUCAACAAUUGUUAGAGGUUUACAACCCAUUUCUAGAGCGAGCCGAACAACCAAAUUCACAGGAAACAACUAAAGAAACACAUUCACCACUACCUCAAGUUGGUUCAAAGCAAAAGAAGGUUUCUAGAAGAGGGGGUGGAUUCACUAAAGAAGAGGAUAGAGUAAUUUGUUCUGCGUUUUUGAAUGUCAGCAAAGACCCAAUUACGGGUGUGAACCAGUCUUCUGGAGCUAGAUGAUGCUGUCAAGUUGUUCGAAGAAAAAGAGGCCUUUGUUUUCAUGCAUUGCUGGGAAAUUUUAAGAGACGAACCAAAGUGGAACGAUAGGAUGUUGGAGCUGAACAAUGCAAGCACUCCUUUGUACCAAGGCUGGGCAAGGAACAUCAAGCACAGACGCCAUUCCAAUCCAUGGAGAGUCUAAGACACAGGACGACCAUCUAAAGAGACGAGAAGGCCGUGAUAGUGCAAAAAAGAAGAGGUCUAGAGCAAUGGAUGCCACAUCUGCUUCUAGUAUAGCAGUAGAUGUCCUUCAACGUAUGCAAGAAAACUGGGAGAAGAAUGUGGUGAAGCAAGAUGAACAAUUGCUGGAAAUUUUAACCAGGAAGGAUGAGAAUAUCAAGAUUCAGAGGGAGCUAUUAGACGUCCAAAAAAGAAAUGGAGCUACGUGAGAAACAACAUGUCGACCAUAUUGACUUAACAAAGAAGGACUGAGCUUAGAGAGAGGCAAA